GACACGGGGAAGUAGUACACGUUACCACGCGUGUUAACAAACACGACUUCAGCAGAAUCCGUUGUUUAGGGAAAGGAGUUAAGUUAAGGUUAGUUAAGGAAAGAGAGCGCCCAUAGUCGACGACGCCACUUCCGUUGCCAUGGCGACGAGCGAAGCGCCCCGCCGUGAGGAGCCGGGAGCCGCGGAGGAAGCUGUCCCGUUCCUGGAGAGCAUCGAGCCGGCAGAGCUGCAGAAGUGCGUGUUUGCAGAGACUCUGGCCACGGAGGACGACGGAGAGCCGGGGACCCUCCACGUCACGGUGCACUUUUCCCGCAGGGCCCUGCGGCCCUGCAUGAUGCUGGAGGUGCGGAGCCACGGAGCCGCGGACGGGGCCACGGACGGGGCCACGGACGGAGCCACGGACGGGGGCCCCUGCCGCUCAGCCGCCACAGUUUUCCUAAGUGCUGAUCUGGAGGUCUUGGAGGAAGACUACCAAGAGUGUGUCAAGCGAGAGGAUCACAGUGUAGACAAGAGGUAUCACAUGGAGCCACGUGAUGGCCAGAUGGUGAUCAAUACAGUUACUUCCAUUGGAGAGGAAGUGAUGAAGGAGGUCGUCUCUUACCCCAUGUCUUCACUGAGAGGGCUGAUCACUGAGGCUUCCAACCUGCUGUUGAUGCGUGUCUUUGCUCUGAGGAAGAAGGUGCCGGAGCACGUCGUCUUUGUCUCCUUGGACCAACAGUUACACAUAAUCCAUAACACCUAUAGUGAUCUGGGUUUGAAGCAGCUGGAAGUUGGUGGUGAGAGCCUGGAAGUGUUUGGCGUGCAGAGGGUGGUUCACCCUCUGGAGGGCAGCCCCACUACCUGGCACUGCUACUUCCUGGAUGAUGGACACUUAGCCAGUAGAGUCCAGGUGGAAUCAGCAGCCACAGUGAGGCUUCUGCAGCAGCCAUCACAGACAGAGAGAUGUUCUGAGAAGACAUCCCUUCCGUGGGAAGAAGACAUGCAGUUGUGCUCUGAAUUCCUGCAAAGAAGGGAGGAGCUGAAGGAGGACCACGCUGCAUAUCUGAGAGAGAACCCCGAGAUCAAAUCCCUCCUAUCAAAAUUCAUGAAUGUCCUGCUCCUGAACAAACCAGAAGAUGUGUACCAGUUUGCAAGAGAAUACUUCCCCCGUUUGGCCUUAGAACCUCUUCAAGAACAACCCUGAGCUCCCAAUCUACCUGGAAGGGUUUUUAAGGUCACACACCACCUCCCUAAAAACUCUAAAUGAUAUUCACGUUCAUCAUCUGCAUCGUUCUGUCUCGUGUAUUCAAAAGAAACUUGAAAGAUAAAAACAGUCAUUUUCAGGAACAUGAAACCUUCAGAAACCACAGACAAACCGCUUUUCCCCUUU
This is a messenger RNA of Cololabis saira (Pacific saury), 1369 nucleotides long. RefSeq names its product ciliogenesis associated TTC17 interacting protein (gene catip). The coding region runs from base 140 to 1183 and encodes 347 amino acids. The transcript is spliced from 9 exons. Gene Ontology annotation, biological process: actin filament polymerization; cilium organization. The record is from RefSeq and is a predicted model, not a curated record. NCBI's taxonomy places the organism in Eukaryota, Metazoa, Chordata, Actinopteri, Beloniformes, Belonidae.